AUGCGUUUCAUUCUUGGCCUUUAUAUAUUUUUUUUCGCAGCCAUAGUUGCCAGUGCACCAUACCCUACUGUUCUUCCCCCACUGGUCGAUCCCUUUUACGACAUUCCUGAUGAACUUGAAUCCAAGAAUCCUGGUGAUAUUCUUAAAUUCCGGAAGUCACCCCACAGGAUUAGAAGUAUUUUUCUCCCAGUUGACGUAAAAAAUGCGUGGCAAAUGAUGGUUAGGUCAACUGAUUCUCAUGGGAACGCAACUGCUAUAGUUACCACUUUGAUUGAGCCAUUUAACAGUAAUUCUUCUCGAUUGCUACAAUAUCAAAUUGCUGAAGAUUCUGGUUCUGUUGAUUGCUCUGCUUCCUAUUCUUUCCUAUUUGGUGCUAGCCCGGAUACCCUUGCCGCACAAGCAGAAAUGUAUUUCAUUCAAAUUGCGUUGAAUGAAGGUUGGUGGGUCAAUGUUCCUGACUACGAAGGUCCCAAGGCAGCGUUUACCGCUGGCAGACAAGCGGGACAUGCAGUAUUAGAUACCCUCAGAGGGGUGCUUAAAAACACUAACGAUACCGGAUUAAACCCUGAGCCUGAAGUGGUGAUGUGGGGUUAUUCUGGAGGAUCAUUAGCAACAGGUUGGGCCGCGGCACUCCAACCAUUAUAUGCUCCAGACCUUUCUCCAAGAAUCAUUGGUGCCGCUCUUGGGGGUUUUGCCUCUAAUAUCACUACUACAAUUAUAGCAAUUGAUGGUGGGUUUUACACUGGACUAGUCGCAACAGGGGUUACAGGGUUAAGUAACGAAUAUCCACAAUUGAAACCAAUUAUCCAAAGAGAGGUUCCAGAGAAGUUCAAAUGGAUAUAUGAUAAAGCUGGGAAAACUUGUUUGCUUCCUUCUAUACUCUAUGGAAUGUAUGCACAGGUAUUUAGAGGAAGUAAUCGUUGGAUACAAGCCGGUUAUUCUUUACUUAGUGAACCUGUUGUAGCUGAUGUUCUACAUAAUGUAACCCUUGGAAUCAGUAAGGAAGAUUUCCCUGAAAUUCCUAUAUUUAUCUACCAUGGCAUGAAGGAUAAUAUAGUGCCUUAUAUUAAUACUGAAAGGAUUUAUGAUACCUGGUGCUCGUGGGGCAUAAAAUCAUUGGAAGUUGCCGCAUCAGAGAACACUAGACAUGUCACAGAAAUGGUUGGUGGAGCUCCAGCAGCAUUUGCUUGGGUAUCUAAAAGGUUUAACGGAGAGUCUACAGUUGAUGGGUGCUCCUUGACAAAACGCUCAACUAACCUUCAAUAUCCAGGUGUUAGCAUGGCUAUAGUAGAGACUCUUCAAGCAGCGGCAAAAUCAAUACUUCAAUUCAAGAUUGGUCCUUCAAGUCCAACAUUGGACAAAAGGGGAUUGAUUGAUUAUGAUAUGAUAGUUGAAGCACAACUUGCUGAACUGUACAAAAAGAGAACCUUGAGAUAUUAA
Molecule: messenger RNA, 1440 nt
Organism: [Candida] anglica
Lineage: Eukaryota; Fungi; Ascomycota; Pichiomycetes; Serinales; Debaryomycetaceae
Source: the annotation of a GenBank genome assembly